Malassezia pachydermatis is the source of this 1509-nucleotide messenger RNA. Its product is annotated as rrm r3h domain-containing protein. Lineage: Eukaryota; Fungi; Basidiomycota; Malasseziomycetes; Malasseziales; Malasseziaceae. Gene Ontology annotation, cellular component: cytoplasm; nucleus. Gene Ontology annotation, molecular function: mRNA binding. The transcript has a single exon. Bases 1 to 1509 code for a protein of 502 amino acids. The record is from RefSeq and is a predicted model, not a curated record.
AUGAACCCUAUGCGGUUCGGCAACAAUAUGCCUGCUACUGUGGCCGGAGAAGCUGAUAUCAUUCCGACUGCCAUUGUGAUUAAAAACAUUCCUUUCAACAUCAAGCGUGAACAACUGUUGCAUAUCAUUCGUGAUUUGGGUAUCCCUGUUCCCUAUGCAUUUAACUACCAUUUUGACCAAGGUAUUUUCCGUGGCCUAGCCUUUGCAAAUUUCCAUUCACCUGCGGAGGCGAAUGAAGUGGUUUCGGCACUAAAUGGUCUUGAUGUGAGUGGUCGUAAGCUUCGCGUGGAGUACAAGAAAGUGCUUCAAGCGGGCGAGAAGGAACGUAUUGAAAAAGAAAAAGCGUUGAAGAGGAUGCAAUUCCCACACUCGAAUGACAAGGAGCGGAAGAAGGACAAGGUGUCGACCGCAGAGUCUGGUGCCAUUCCAGGACUAAAUGUAGUUCCGACGCCCAUUCGUGCUAACUCGCCUAAUUUUGCGGCGCAUGAUAAGGAUGGACCGCACCGGUUGUCGCCGGAUGGUGUCUCGCCAAUCUUCUUUAUGCGUCACAGUCCGAGUGAUGCACAGGAAUCUUCCCUGGACUUGAAUGAUGCAUCCACACUUGAAAUCUAUUCGCGUGUUCUCCUAUUUAAAGAUGACCGAAUGCGUGAUGACCUUUCGUUUUCAAAGUGCCUGACCCCAGCAGAACGGCGUGUGGUGCAUCUGGUUGCUCAGAAGCUGGGCCUGUAUCACUACACAGUGGGGUCAGGGGAUGACCGACAUGUGAUUGUGACCAAGGCGGAGCUGCCAUCACGUCAUGGCGCGUCCACGCCCACGUCGGCCGAUGUGCGCGAAUCCACGAGUACGCGAUCGGAGCUACUGGCGAAGAAGAGUGUGCCUGAUAUGAGGCGCGCAGCUUACAAUGAUAUGAAGCGCUCAAGCAGUCCGAACACCAUGAACAGCAAGCUGUUGAUGCCGCAUACCGGUGGCAAUGCACUGUUCACCAGCAAGUCGAACAGCAGUCUCCAUGAGGGCUACAUUUAUGGUCAUGAUCACCGCUUCGAUGGAUUUGGAAACUUUGGCAGUAAUGGCACGUCUUCUCACAAUCUCUUUGCGUAUCCUGUUGACGCUCCUACGGUCCCCUAUUUGUCACACGCCAGUAGCGUGGACUUGGAUCGGUUUGACUACGCAAGUAUGCAAGGGCCCAAGGGACCUUCGAUCUAUCGUUCGCGGUCCCCGUUGAGCAGCGGACACUCCCCGCUGGGGCAGACAACUGGCCCCCUGGACCAUGCGAUGCCCACGCCGUUCGGUCCCUUGCCGGGCAGCAUCCACCUGCCGCAUCGGCCUGAUACGCUGCGUGAUCAGGAUGUGGAUCUUUCCCAGUUUUCUUCCAGCGGGUCAAUGGUGCCCUCCAAUCUAGACACGAAGGGUACCAUGGACGACGUGGCCGUUCCUAUGACUGUGCAUUCCAAGAGCAAUGAUACGAAAUCGCCCCAUUUGAUCCACCCAAAAUUACCACAGGCACCAUGA